Messenger RNA from Batrachochytrium dendrobatidis JAM81, 1104 nucleotides. RefSeq lists its product as uncharacterized. Gene Ontology annotation, biological process: translational termination. The record is from RefSeq and is a predicted model, not a curated record. NCBI's taxonomy places the organism in Eukaryota, Fungi, Chytridiomycota, Chytridiomycetes, Rhizophydiales. The transcript has 6 exons. Gene Ontology annotation, cellular component: cytoplasm. Bases 1 to 1104 code for a protein of 367 amino acids. Gene Ontology annotation, molecular function: translation release factor activity, codon specific.
AUGACGUUAUCCAAGAAUAACAUUUCAAAACUAUUCAAGACCAUUGAUGAAAAAAAAAAUUGGGAAGUGGUCGAGUCCAAGGCCAGUGAUCUGCGUGAUCGACUCAAGGAUGACAAUUUGUGGACUACAGAUACAAAAGAAGCAAUCGAGAUUCAAAAAGAUAUAUCAAGAUUAGAGUCUGAAAUCGCAGAGCAUUCAAAAUUCACUGUAAAAUGGAACGAAACACAGAGCAUGAUCGAACUUGCGAAAGAAGAAGGCGAUGAUACACUAUUAAAAGAAGUAGUUGCUGACAUGGAGGAUCUUGAAGCACAGUUACGCCAAUACUUUAUUAAAUCUCUCAUGACAGACGAAGUAGAUCAAAGUGGGUGUUAUAUUGAGAUUCGAGCUGGUGCUGGUGGUGCCGAGUCGUGUGAUUGGGUAUCCAUGCUAACAAGAAUGUACGAGAGAUGGGGUGCGGACCAAGGACACACAGUUACUUCUAUAGCGCAAGUCAAAGGCGAUGUUGCGGGGCUCAAGUCAUCCACAACACAGAUUCAAGGCGAUUACGCAUAUGGAUGGAGUAAGAAUGAGUCUGGUGUUCAUCGUUUUGUUCGCGUAUCUCCUUUUGACUCGAAUGCCAAGCGACACACAUCAUUCGUAUCUGUGCAAGUUUUGCCAAUCCUAUCGACUAGCAGGCUGUCCACAAAAACCAUAGAGAUUUCAACAAAUGAACUCAAACUAGAAUUUAUGCGUGCUCAAGGUGCUGGUGGACAACAUGUCAACAAAACUGAAAGUGCUGUUCGUAUGACUCACAUACCAACUGGUAUUACUGUCUUUUGCCAGUCUGAAAGAUCGCAAGUUCAAAACAAGGCCACUGCGUUAGAAAUGCUUAAAUCAAAACUCUACCAAGUCGAACUUGACAAACUAUCCAGGCAAAAACAAGAACACCAUGCUAAUCUAGGCGAAAAUGCGUGGGGAAAUCAUAUUCGUUCUUAUGUAUUGCAACCCUAUCAGUUGGUUAAGGAUACCAGAACAGGGACACAGACCACAAACGUACAAGACGUACUGAAUGGAGGAUUGCAAGAGUUUAUGGAGUCCGCCCUACUUUUUUCUCAUAAACCCUAA